AUGGAACUACGGCGCAGGAAUCUUCCUGUUCCUGGCCAAACAUAUGGAGAGGUUCCUUAUUAUGAGUUGAAGGAUGGUAAAACUAAAAGAGCAGUGGAGGCUUUGGGGUUCAGACACUGGCUCCUGCUUCUUUGUUGUUUCGGCAUUAUAUAUGGCGGUGUUGUUUACCUACACAGGAAAAUGCCUUCUGUUAUCGAAGCCGAUAACUUCCAAGAAUUCAGUGAAGCUAGAGCUAGAGUUUUUCUCAAAAGUUUAUCUGGGCUGGGUCCCAGACCCAGUGGUUCUGAAAAUCUAGAAGUUAAAGCGUUCAAUAUUGUUACAGCGAGCUUAGAUACCAUUCGCAAAACGUUUGAACAAGUUGGCACGAACCGAUUCGAACUUGAUGUUCAACGACCAACAGGAUGUUUUGAUCUCAAAUUUCUGAGUAGUUUUACACUUUGCUAUCAUAAAGUGACAAAUAUAGUUGUCAGAAUCGGUCCCAAGCAACCUUCUGAUCAUGCUCUGAUGUUAAACUGUCAUUUCGACACGAUGCCCGAUACUCCAGGAGCAACUGACGAUGCUGUUUCAUGCGCCAUCUUGAUGGAUGUCUUGAGAGUUUUUUCACACUCGAAAAAGGUGCUCCAGCAUGAUAUUGUUUUCUUGUUUAAUGGAGCGGAAGAAAACUUCUUGCAAGGAGCUCACGGCUUCAUCGAGCAACAUCCCUGGCGCCACACUAUUAGAGCUUUCUUGAACCUUGAAGGAACUGGUUCAGGUGGACGUGAAAUUUUGUUUCAAGCUGGACCCGGCAAUUCAUGGCUCCUUCAAACCUAUCUAGAGGCAGCACCUCACCCUUUCUGCAGUGUGCUCGCGCAAGAGAUCUUCCAAUCUGGAAUUAUUCCUUCCGAUACCGACUUCCGAAUUUUCCGAGACUACGGUAGAAUUUCUGGUUUGGAUAUCGCUUACACAAAGAAUGGAUGGGUUUAUCAUACUGAGUUCGAUGAGGAAUGGCGAAUCGAAAGUGGAGCUAUACAAAGGGCUGGGGACAAUGUUCUUGCUGUAACUAAGGCUAUUCUGAAAAGUCCAUAUUUGGCUCAACCGGCAACAUUUGAUGAAGCGAACAAAUGGGUGUUCUACGAUGUCGUUGGCCUCUUCACUGUAUAUUAUUCUGUAACUACAGGACAGUUUUUGAACUACGGUGGAUGUCUGCUAGUUCUACUUCUCGUCCUUUACCGCACAAAACGCGGAUACUACUCAUUUUAUGAUAUGAGACAAGCUUUCUAUCAUCAUCUUGUUGCGUUGUGGGCAAUGGCUGCAACUAUGCUAGCAAUCAUGGUAGCCGUCACUAUUUUAGACCUCGUCAUGUGCUGGUACAAAAUGCCUGAAUUGGUUGGGCUUCUUUAUGUUCUUCCAGUUCUAACAGCAGGAAUUGUUGUUCACUCUUACUAUGCGGAUAACAACAAAAUGCACAACGCGGAAAUGACACAGUAUGACAGUAUUCUUGUUUCGUUUGCUGCUAUACUUGGAUUGAUGACUUAUUUCAACUUGGCAUCGUCGUUCUUUGUUUUCAACUACCUUCUUUUCCCUCUUCUAAAAGACCCACUGAUCUACCUUCUUGGCGCUUUGGGUGCUGUUAAGAGAGUGACUCCGAAGGUGCUCCUGUACUCACAACUCUUCUGCUUCAUUCCUGUUAUUGUCUUUGCUGUAUAUGCUAUCAGUCAGUGUGUGGAUUUCUUCGUACCUGUUAUGGGACGUUUGGGGGAUGCGGUUAAUCCAGAAUUUGUGAUGGGACCUAUUGGAUUGGUCAUAGCAUCAAGCUUGGUACUCUUUGUGAAUAACCUUUUUUACAUCUCUCGCCGAAUGAACUAUGUUGCACGCAUGUUCAUUGCCAUUUUCAUUUUCUUCGUGGUUGUUCUGCUGACGACUCGCCUUGGUGUUCCUUAUGAAUAUUCCCAUGAGAACCCUCGUCUUCGUAGAAUUAUAGCUUUGCACACCAACCGAACGAUUUAUGAUUAUGAUGGUCAAAUCGUGCAAAAGGACAAUGCAUUGUUUGUACAAAGUUUGGAUUACCGUAACACUAUUGAUUUACCAUCUCAUUCCUUCUUACAAUCAAACACUGUUCCAAACUGCACAGGAAUCGUUGACGAAUACUGCCGACUUCCUUACUAUACUGCUAUUCAUGAACUUUUCCCUCCAAGCAAGUCUUUCUGGGUUCCUGUUCCUAAUCAUGCUAUAAUUCCUUACCCCAUCGAUCUGAAGCUAGUAGAGAAAGUUCCUGUCGGAAAUAAUUAUUUGAACGUUUCUUUCGAACUACGUGGUGGAUAUGAUAAGAUGUCUUUGCACGUCACUCCCUUGAGUGGAUACACAUUUGCCAAAUGGUCUUUCACUGAUAUUGACUUGGAUGAAUUCGGAAGACGAACCACAUACUUUGUUUUCCUCACUUAUGGAGCCGAAAAGCCAGAUGUCAGACGGUUCUGGAUCCUUCUGGAGAACGAGAGUGGUAUCCCUGGCGAUCCAUCUGUAACCAGGAAUGUAGAGAUGGCUGUUGCUUCUCAUCAUGCUCAUGGUAAACAUCAAGACUCCGAUACAAUAAAGCAACUUCGACAAGUAAUUGCUGCUCGUCGAAAAACACCUGGCGCUUCUGUUAAUUGGUGGAAGUGGGGUAUAACCAUGAUCGGUGGCGUUUCAGAGAUAGUCGUUCAUACUUUUUAA
This is a messenger RNA of Auanema sp. JU1783, 2688 nucleotides long. The record is from the annotation of a GenBank genome assembly. NCBI's taxonomy places the organism in Eukaryota, Metazoa, Nematoda, Chromadorea, Rhabditida, Rhabditidae.